CCUUGGGGAUAGGCUCAUCCUUUGAGAAUGGAAAAUGAUCUAAAUAUAGUACUCCCUAGGUGGACAAUUUGAAUAGAGAGUAUAAAAGUUGGAAGAAGAUUGGGUAAAAAAAGGCGAGAGAAAGAGGGAGAGAAAAAUGGGGAGAGGGAAGACGGAGAUGAAGAAGAUAGAGAAGGUAAGCAACAGACAGGUGACCUUCUCCAAGCGGAAGGCGGGCCUCCUGAAGAAGGCUAAGGAGCUCUCCAUUCUCUGCGAUGCUCAGGUUGCUGUUAUCAUCUUCUCCACCACCGGCCGCCUCUUUCAAUUUUCCAGUUCCAGCAUGGAACAUGUUCUGGCAAAGUACAGCAAAACUUCAUUUGCUUCAGAUUUUGCUGCUGUUGGUAAUGGAUCAGAGCCUGAAGUAGGUGCGUUAAGAUCCGAACUUGCAAAUCUACAUCAGCUGCACCGCCAUAUGACGGGAAAGGAUCUCAGUGGAUUGAGCCUCAAAGAGUUGCAGCAUUUAGAGCAUCAACUGGCAGAGGGGAUAUUAUCUGUUAAGGAUAUGAAGGAGAAAAUCCUAUUCAAGCAGCUUGAGAAUUCAAGAUUGCAGAUUAAGAUCGAAAACCAAAAGUUGCGCAAAGAGAUUGAAGAGCUCCGAGGCAAUUCCAUGCCAUAUCAAGAAAACCAUUUGCCUGAAAAGAAGUGUUGGGCUAGCUUAAGACCAAUUUGUGAUUGCCAAUCAAGAGACCAUUCACCUGAGAAGAAAUGCUGGGCAAGCUUAAGAGCAGUCUGUGAUUGCAGAUCAAGUAGAGAAGAAAAUCUAGACCAUAUCGAUUACGCCUGUCAAUUGAUGAAUGUCACAAGAGGGCGAUUACCAAAACAAGAAACUGCCUCGGAUGAUUACGAGAGAGUCUAAUGCUUUUGGAGCAAUACUUUCUUGAUUUCACAAUGAUAAAUUUAUGUUUCUCCCAUACACAUGUAUAUCUGAAUUCAUUGUAGCAAUAAGUUGAUGAUCGUCAA
Messenger RNA from Cuscuta campestris, 999 nucleotides. The record is from the annotation of a GenBank genome assembly. Lineage: Eukaryota; Viridiplantae; Streptophyta; Magnoliopsida; Solanales; Convolvulaceae.